Molecule: messenger RNA, 1797 nt
Organism: Musa acuminata subsp. malaccensis (wild Malaysian banana)
Lineage: Eukaryota; Viridiplantae; Streptophyta; Magnoliopsida; Zingiberales; Musaceae
Product: protein DETOXIFICATION 35-like
Biological process (GO): xenobiotic detoxification by transmembrane export across the plasma membrane
Cellular component (GO): membrane
Molecular function (GO): xenobiotic transmembrane transporter activity; antiporter activity
Source: RefSeq, a predicted model, not a curated record
CCUCUCGCUCUCUCUCUUCACUGCGUAUCUCAUCUCUCUCUCCAUCUAUAUAUUACCCUCAGUGAGAGACAGAGAAGGCCGCUUGCACCGCCGUCCGCAUCAGAGGAGCCGAGGGGACACAACGAGACAUGGGGACGGUGCCCAUGGAUCAGCAGCCCCUCCUGCACAACGUGGGCGAAGAGAAGGGGCGGCCGUGGAGGAGCAAGGGAGGAGGGAUGACUGUAGCCGCCGUCGAGGCGGUUGAGAAGGAGGAUAUCCCUCCGGUGCGGGGGUUGCGGGACGCGUGGGAGCUGUUCGGGGCGGAGUCCAAGAGGCUGUGGUGCAUUGGCGCCCCCAUCGCGUUCAACAUCAUCUGCCUCUACGGCUUCAGCUCCUCCACCCAGAUCUUCGUCGGCCACAUCGGCAACCUCGAGCUCUCCGCCGUCGCCGUCGCCCUCAACGUCAUCUCCACCUUCUCCUUCGGUUUCCUCCUCGGCAUGGGGAGUGCACUGGAGACGCUGUGCGGGCAAGCCUUCGGGGCGGGGCAGGUGGAGAUGCUGGGCGUGUACAUGCAGCGGUCCUGGAUCAUCCUCGUGGCGGCCGCCAUCCUCAUGUGCCCGCUCUACCUGUUCGCCGCCCCGCUGCUGAAGCUGAUCGGGCAGCAGGACGAGAUAGCCGAGCUCGCCGGCAAGUUUGCCGUCAGCAUCAUCCCCCAGAUGUUCGCGCUGGCCAUCAACUUCCCCGCCCAGAAGUUCCUGCAGGCGCAGAGCAAAGUGGUCGCCCUCGCCUGGAUCGGCUUCCUCGUCCUCCUCCUCCACGUCACCCUGCUAGCCCUCUUCGUCUUCGUCCUCGGGUGGGGCUUGUGGGGGGCGGCUGCGGCCUACGACAUCUCGGCCUGGCUCGUCUCUCUCGCCCAGGUCGCCUACAUCGUGGGCUGGUGCAAGGACGGGUGGACCGGUCUCUCGUGGACGGCCUUCAGGGAUUUGUGGGCGUUCGUCAGGUUGUCAUUCGCGUCCGCGGUCAUGCUCUGCCUCGAGAUCUGGUACAUGAUGAUCCUCACCGUGCUCACCGGCCACCUCGACGACGCUGAGAUCGCCGUUGGCUCCAUCGCCAUCUGCAUGAACAUAAACGGAUGGGAGGGCAUGAUCUUCAUCGGACUCAACGCCGCCAUAAGCGUCCGGGUGUCGAACGAGCUGGGAUCGGGCCGGGCCAGGGCGACCAAGUACGCCGUCGCGGUGGUGCUCGUCCAGUCUUUCGCCAUCGGCCUCCUCUUCAUGACCACCAUCCUCGUAACCAGGGACUACUUCAGCGUCAUCUUCACCAACGACAAGAACAUGCAACGAGCAGUCGCCGAGAUCGCGUAUCUCCUGGGCAUCACCAUGGUGCUCAACAGCAUCCAGCCAGUUAUAUCAGGAGUGGCUGUUGGAGGUGGGUGGCAGGCUCUGGUGGCUUACAUCAACCUGGGUUGCUACUACAUCUUUGGCCUUCCUCUAGGGUUCCUCAUGGGUUAUCUUCUCCACUGGGGAGUGCAGGGGAUAUGGCUUGGCAUGCUUUGUGGAACCCUUGUCCAGACACUGAUUCUGCUGUUCAUAAUCUGGAAGACAGAUUGGAAGAGCGAGGCAGCCCAAGCUGCGGAACGUGUGCUGUUGUGGGGGGGGCAAGAAGAGGACUUGAAAGGACAUGCAUGAGGUGGCUUUGUGUUCUCCAUGGCCAUGAGAUUAGGUUGCCAUUUUCCUCAGGAAAAUGGAUUUCCAUUAUGAUGGCAUCUUUUGUUUUCCUUUUCUUGUCCUUUAAAUAAAGAAGGGUGCUGCAGUGGAA